Molecule: messenger RNA, 1389 nt
Organism: Penicillium longicatenatum
Lineage: Eukaryota; Fungi; Ascomycota; Eurotiomycetes; Eurotiales; Aspergillaceae
Exons: 2
Coding region: 1-1389 (462 amino acids)
Biological process (GO): transmembrane transport
Molecular function (GO): transmembrane transporter activity
Source: RefSeq, a predicted model, not a curated record
AUGAAUGCCGAGGAAAUGAAGCUAGAAGCUUCACGGCACAAUGAUACCUCUUCUAGCUCGGAGGAAGUCCAGACAGAUUCUCCUCUGCAUUGGCCCUGGCUUCGCAAACAUGUUAUAUUGAUUCAAUGCAGCUUCUUCGCUGUCUGUCCCGGUUUCACAAGCUCUAUCUUGAUUCCAGGGACCAAUGAUGUCGCUCAAGAAUUGGGCAUCACCUCCCAAACAGCAACCUAUCUUAUAGCAGUCCAUGUCCUCUUCCUUGGGCUCGCACCAUUCUUCUGGAUUGUUUGCAUGAAUGCCUAUGGGCGCAGACCAAUCCUAAUUACAAGCAUGCUAUUAUCCUGUUUCGCUGCUCUCGGUGGAGGUUUCGCCAAGACGUACGGCGGCCUCAUGACAGCACGUGUAUUUCAGUCGUUCGGAAUCUCAGCAGGCUUUGUUCUACCAGGCGUCAUUGUGGUGGAUCUCUUCAGUGCAGAGCAGCGAGGGCAGAAAAAUGGUAUCUGGGCACAAAUGGUGUCGAUCGGGGCGCCCCUCGGUGGAGUGAUCGGCGGGCCCGUGGUUCGGUAUGCCGGGUGGCAAUGGGUGAUGUGGUUGACUGCAAUAAUGAAUGCUGUUCAAGCAAUGUGCUUUAUUUUGACAUGUCCUGAGACAUCAUACAGUCACCGGAAACAUGGACGCGCCCGGCUUCAACUACAAUAUGUCUUGGAGCCAUUUUUGAUUCUUCAAGCGCCGCAUAUUGUUCUCGUUGCAUUUGCCUAUAGUGUGACUUUCGCCAUUGUUUCUGUGGGGCUCGCGACCAUUGUACCCAUUGCACUCGAGAAAGAAUAUGGAUUUGGUGCGGUCGCGCAAGGGCUGUUCUUCUUCGGGCCUUUGAUUGGCGCUGUGAUCGGCGAGCAGCUAGCAGGCCCGGGGAGCGAUUGGAUUAUGAAGCGAGAGCGACGACGUGCUGCUGUCGCUAUCAACAACAGGCCAGAAUAUCUCGAGCGCCGUCUCAUAGUUGGUCUUCCUGGGGCUGUUAUGGCAGUCGCUGGGAUCUUGAUCUUCGGCUUAACACUGCAAAAUCAUACCCACUGGAUAGGGCCAUGCAUUGGAUUCGGAGUAGCAAAUUUUGGGUUGCAAUUGGCUACGACUCCCCUGAAGACUUAUUGUGUCGACUGCUUGUCCUCCCAUUCGGGUUCUGUGCUUCAACUCAUCAAUGCCAUUCGCCAGAUUAUUUCCUUCACGGUGCCCUUCUGGAGUCCCGAACUGGCGGAUCGCCUUGGCUAUGGAUUAGGGUACGGGAUUGAAGCAAUAAUUUUGGCUACCAUCUUCACGGGCUGUCUCCUGGUGUUAUAUUGUGGUGCCUCUUGGAGAAAAUCAUUGUCAAUUAAAGGGCUCGUAAAGGGCCCCUAG